CCAAGUAAGGGAUGAAAGUUCAUCGAGGAGGAGGGCCUUGUUGUCAUCCUCCGGGAUCGAACCCCUCCACCCGCAGUCGCAGGCGCGCGGGGUGGCCGAGGGGAGCCGAGCGGGAGCUGGGGCAGGGAGGGAGGGCGGGGCGGGGGUCCGGAGGAGUCACGCGCCCCCUCCCGCCCCAGGUCUCCCAUUCAGGAUGCGGGUCCGCCGGCCUCAGCCCUGGGGGCUCGGUCUGCUGCUCGUCCUCCUGCCUGGGACGUUGAGUGCAGAGAGCCAUCGCUCCCUCCUGUACCACUUCACCGCCGUGUCCGCCCCUGCCUCGGGGACUCCUGCCUUCUGGGUAUCGGGCUGGCUGGGUCCACAGCAGUACCUGAGCUACAAUAACCUGCGGGCUGAGGCUGAGCCCUACGGCGCUUGGGUCUGGGAAAGCCAGGUGUCCUGGUAUUGGGAGAAAGAGACCACAGACCUGAGGAACAAGGAGAAGCUCUUCCUCGAAGCUCUCCAAGUUUUAGGGGAAGGAGGUCCCUACACCCUGCAGGGCCUGUUGGGCUGCGAGUUGGGCCCUGACAAUGUCUCGGUGCCUGUGGCCAAGUUUGCCCUGAAUGGCGAGGAGUUCAUGAUAUUUGACCCCAAGAUGGGCACCUGGGAUGGGGACUGGCCUGAGUCCCAGACCAUCGGUAUCAAGUGGACGCAGCAGCCCGAGGCAGUCAACAAGGAGAAGACCUUCCUGCUCUACUCCUGCCCCCACCGGCUGCUGGGGCAUCUGGAGAGGGGCCGAGGCAACCUGGAGUGGAAGGAGCCACCCUCCAUGCGCCUGAAGGCCCGACCGGGCAGCCCUGGCUUUUCUGUGCUCACCUGCAGUGCCUUCUCCUUCUACCCACCCGAGCUGCAGCUGCGAUUCGUACGGAAUGGGAUGGCAGCUGGCUCUGGUGAGGGUGACAUUGGCCCCAACGGUGAUGGCUCCUUCCACGCCUGGUCAUCGCUAACAGUCAAGAGUGGCGACGAGCACCACUACUGCUGCGUGGUGCAGCACGCAGGGCUGGCCCAGCCCCUCACUGUGGAGCUGGAAUCACCAGCCAAGUCCUCGGUGCCAGUGGUUGGAAUCGUCAUCGGCUUCUUACUGCUCAUGACAGUGGCUGCAGGAGGAGCUCUUCUGUGGAGGAGGAUGAGGAAGGGGCUGCCAGCCCCUUGGAUCUCUUUCCGUGGGGACGACGUAGGGGCCCUCCUACCCACUCCUGGCCUGUCCAAGGAAGCUGAAUCUUAGGAUAUAAAUGCAUUCCCAGCGACUGCCGAUCGUCCCCCAUCCUGGCUGCUACCAGCUAAUGUAGUCAGGUCCUUUUCAUGCUGUGAGACCUCCUGGAAUCCUCGUAUUUCUGAGCCUCCAGAAGGAGCCCGAUGUCCUCCCUCUGGAUUUCUCCUCUUGUGGCCUGCCUCAGUUUCCCCUCCUGAUAUAUAUGGCUCCCUUCCACCUCCACAUAUAACAUGGGUUUGGGCCCGAAUCAUUGUGUUCUCAUCGUUUCAACUUUUUAGGGAAUUGUGGGGGGAAUAAAUGGUGUAAGCCUUGGACUUCAAAUCUCUCCUGAGGCUAACUUGUUGCCAUGGUGGAAUCUACCAAUUUUAUAUACCAAGUCAUAUAUUUUUAAUUAAUAAAUUUCACAAAUAUUUACUGGA
This is a messenger RNA of Balaenoptera ricei (Rice's whale), 1668 nucleotides long. It is a transcript of the gene FCGRT, whose product is annotated as Fc gamma receptor and transporter. Gene Ontology annotation, biological process: immune response. The transcript has 6 exons. Gene Ontology annotation, cellular component: external side of plasma membrane. Lineage: Eukaryota; Metazoa; Chordata; Mammalia; Artiodactyla; Balaenopteridae. The record is from RefSeq and is a predicted model, not a curated record. Gene Ontology annotation, molecular function: beta-2-microglobulin binding. The coding region runs from base 194 to 1261 and encodes 355 amino acids.